Oryctolagus cuniculus (rabbit) is the source of this 816-nucleotide messenger RNA. NCBI's taxonomy places the organism in Eukaryota, Metazoa, Chordata, Mammalia, Lagomorpha, Leporidae. The record is from RefSeq and is a predicted model, not a curated record.
AAAAACAAAGAAAAAAACCAAUGUGAACACAGAAUAGUGGUUACUAGAAGCUGGAGACUCGCAGCUCUCUACAGCCUGAACUCCUCGAAGGCGGGCUUCCAGGAGCCCGCGGAGGCCGCGUCGCCCAACCUGGCCCUGAUGAACAGCGUCAAGGCGCAGCUGCAUCUGGCCCUGGAGAGGAACUCAUGGCUGCAGAAGCACAUCAAGGACCUGGAGGAGGAGCGGGACUUCCUGCGCUGCCAGCUGGACAAGCUCAUCUCCGCGCGCGUGGACGCAGAGGACCACUGCCGGGCCAAGCCGGGGCCCCGGGGGGCGGAGGGGGACAGCCGCGGUGGCGCGGAAUGCGAGGUCUCGGACAGAGGCGAGGCCUCGGACCUGGAGUCGGCCGCCUCGUAGCUCAGUGCCGCGUCCGAGGAAGGCAGCGCCAGCAAGUGGAAGAGGCAGUGGCCGCGGGCAGGCGCCGGCUGGAGGCGCUUCGGGAAGCCCAAGGCCGGGGAGCGGCAGCGGGUGAAGGACGCCGACGUGUGCCGCUACAAGAAGAUCCUGGGCACCUUCCAGAAGCUCAAGAGCAUGUCUCGGGCCUUCGAGCACCACCGCGUGGACCGCAACACCGUGGCGCUGACCACGCCCAUCGCCGAGCUGCUCAUCGGCCCCGAGAAGCUGGCCGAGGUGGCCGAGUUCGACCUCUCCAAGGAGCGCCUGCUCGAGUACUCGCGCCGCUGCUUCCUGGCCCUGGACGACGAGACGCUCAAGAAGGUGCAGGCGCUCAAGAAGAGCUAGCUGCUGCUGCCCAUCACCUACCGCUUCAAGCGGUGA